Guillardia theta CCMP2712 is the source of this 1554-nucleotide messenger RNA. RefSeq lists its product as hypothetical. Gene Ontology annotation, molecular function: DNA-binding transcription factor activity; DNA binding. Gene Ontology annotation, cellular component: nucleus. Bases 1 to 1554 code for a protein of 517 amino acids. The transcript is spliced from 13 exons. The record is from RefSeq and is a predicted model, not a curated record. Gene Ontology annotation, biological process: regulation of DNA-templated transcription. Lineage: Eukaryota; Cryptophyceae; Pyrenomonadales; Geminigeraceae.
AUGUCGGACGGGGAGGCAGAGCUCAUGGCCCGGGACGCGGUGGAGGCCGACGCGGAGAUGCUGCCGAGUGUUGGGAUGAUGGAGAGCGAUAACUACAGAGAGGCUCCUCUCUCCUCCUCCUCCUCCUCCUCCUCCCUCCUCUCGCAGUCCUUGGAGGAGCUAGAGGAUGAGUUCAACCGGCAUGAGCUCCUGCGCAUCCCUGGACUUGUUGGCUCCCUCAUCAACCUUGUGAAGAAGACGUCCGAGUCAGAGAGCUCCCUCACGCUGCAGCUCAACACCCAGGACGUGUCUGAGCCCGUGAUGCAACAAAUAAAGCUGAUAGAGAAUCAAUUCAAUUCCGAGAAGUGCAAAGUCGAUCAGGUCUGCGAAGACGUCUGCCAACGGAUGCGAACCAUCCUGAACUCGCAGAGGAAGACGAGGCAUGUGUCAGAGCAGGAGGAGAACGUACAUUGCCAGGCCAUCCAGGCCAAGUUCCAGUACCAGGAGUACGUCAACGACUGUCUGAACCAGCUCAACCUCAACCCCGACGGGUCUGUCUCUCAAGUUCCUAGCGCAAGCCCGCACAAGCUCAUCAAGCUCUCCGCUGGCAGUGCGGGCGAGUCAGGAAAUGACAGUCAGCCGAGGAGGAAACGAGAAAAUCUCCCGAAGCGCGCGAUUGAGAAGCUGCUGGAGUGGUUGAACCAGCAUUGGGGGCAUCCGUACCCUUCUGAGCAAGAGAAACAGACGCUGGCGGACGCGACUGGGCUGAAUGUCAUGCAAGUGAGCAACUGGCCCGAGAUCCAGAAGCAAGCAGAAGCAGUGGUGUCGAAGCAGCAGAGCGCCUCUGCGGGCAUGGGCUACGCGCUGCAGAUACAGAAAGGACUGAGAGGCUCCGUCCAGUUCCCUAGCGCCACGGACGCUCCUGGUGAGACUUCCAACGCCAGCUCGGAGGAUGGUGGGCAGGUUGCGUCCAGGUCAGGGGAGGCUGAAAAACCUGCCAGGGAUGGUGGAGAGGAGGUGAAAGCAGGAGCGGAGGCGGAGGAGAAGAAGGCAGAGGUCAAGGAAGCAAGUAGCAAGGAAGCAGAUGCAGCGGGCAAGCAGGAGCAAGGGGCGAGUGAUCGCAAGAAGGAGAGCAAAAGUGAGCAGAAGCACAAGUCGGACGAGCAGGGCAGGGGGAAGGCCAAGACACAGGAGGAAGCGCAGGAGGACGAUCAGUCAGGGAAGAAGGCCGAGGAGAGUGGCCCCGCCCAGAACGGGAAAGAGGAGGCCGGGAAGAGCAAGACGCGGUCCAAGUCCGCAAGCAAGCAAGCAGAGCCAGCGGCCAGCCCAGUCGUCAAGUUGCGGCCAAGGCGCUCGGUGAUGUCACAGGCGCCAUCUGCUGUUACUCACGGCUGGACUUGCAGAAGGCUGAGAGCCACGAGGAGGAGGAGGAGGAGGAGGAGACGAAGCCUGCAGCCGCCAAGAAGGUUGCGAGGCUGCGGCAAUGCGAACGCUGACGAGGAGGAGGCGAAGGUGGAGCAGAAGGGGCAGGGGAAGGGCACUGGUGCUCGCAAGGGCAAGACAAGACGGAGCUAG